Messenger RNA from Rosa rugosa (rugosa rose), 1199 nucleotides. RefSeq names its product THO complex subunit 4B-like. Bases 335 to 865 code for a protein of 176 amino acids. The transcript is spliced from 5 exons. Gene Ontology annotation, cellular component: nucleus. Gene Ontology annotation, molecular function: mRNA binding. NCBI's taxonomy places the organism in Eukaryota, Viridiplantae, Streptophyta, Magnoliopsida, Rosales, Rosaceae. Gene Ontology annotation, biological process: mRNA export from nucleus. The record is from RefSeq and is a predicted model, not a curated record.
AUUAGUCUAUUAGAGAAGAAGAAGGAAAAAAUAAAAAAAACAAAGCCUGACUUAUCAUUAAGAAUUCCUAAUGAGUUUAACAUAACAUUUACUAAGAAAUGCAUUGCAAAAAUGUAGGAUUGGUUCUUCAAAAGAAACAGCAUGCUUCAACAACUAUAAAGAGAGUACUUGGCUCAUAGAAAAGAGUCAACUUACAGGUCGAGACGAAAUAGCCUGAGCGAUUUUGAUAUACGCCUGUAAAAUUAACAAAAGAAGUAAUAUAAGAAAUCCAACUCAACGAACAAAGAAGAAGCCGGGAGUAGAAAAGUUUAUUCUAAUUUUCACAGUACCGGAAAUGCAAGGACAGCCUGGACCCAGAAGGAUUGAGCUGCCAUUGGCUUUGAGCCAAGCGAUGAACAGUGAGGGAAGCACCAAGCUUUAUAUAUCUAACUUGGACUAUGAUGUUACCAAUCGAGAUAUAGAGUUGCUCUUCUCUGAGGUUGGCGAAUUGGAAAGGCACUCAAUCCAUUAUGAUAAAAGUGGAAGAUCUAAGGGAACAGCUGAAGUUGUCUAUAAGCACUAUUCAGAUGCUCUAGCAGCAAUCGAGAGAUACAACAAUCAGCAUCUUGAUGGAAAGAAAGUGGAAAUUAAGCUUGUGGGACUCAAUGUUGUUUCUCCUGUUCCUCUGCUUCUGCCUCCAAAUACAAAUUUCAUGCAAGAACAUCCAACUCCCGUCUUCCAGAGGCUAGGAAGAGCUGGUUCAAGGGGAUCGUUUCAUGGUCAUGGUGGUGUUGGACUUGAAAGAGGCUGUGGACAGGUGAGAAAUGGUGGUCCGAAGGUUACUACAGAAUCUCAGCAAUGGAAGAAUGUGACUGCAGAAAAUUAGCAUAGGAAGAAUGUGAUUACAGAAUCUGUUAAAAGGAAGAAAACAUUUUAUGGAGAUACAACUGUGACUUUUGAUGAUCUGGAUGCUGAUUUGGAAAAAUACCGCCUAAAAUGUAGGCCGGUAAACUGAAAUCACAGUUAGAUGACAGACAUGGUAGUUUAGGGGAAGGCAAACUGGUAAUAUAUAACAUAUAGAUGGAUAUGGAGCACUACCUAUUAGCAUUUCUUGCUCCCUUGAAUUAUAUCUUACAGUUUGUCUGGUAUUUAGUACCACUUUUGUGCUGGGAUGCAAAAGAAGUUUGUUACAAAGUCACCCCUUCAAUUAGUAACAAGGA